AUGACAAUGGAUUCAAUGGAAUUACCUUCUAUCAGUAGCACUACUAGUAUUUCAGAUAAUCCUGCAUUGAAAAAUUAUUAUGAAAAGUUAUUAUUUAAAAAUGGUAGUAACAAAUCUUUGACGGAUUUUCAACAUGAAUUUAAUCCCAAUAACGACAACAGUACAUUUGAUAAAAAUGAUAUUACUAACAGAGUUGACUUCAUCAAAGGCUUUAAUCAUAACGACAACAAUCAUGAUCAUACAACAAACUCUACUUCUACUUCCACUUCUUCUACCACAAUUGCAACCACUAACCAUUCUCCAUUAAUAGGUAAUGAACACUUUAGUCCUUUAACUAAAUUAGAUUCACAGCAACAAUUUGAAAAUGUUGAUCCAAAGAAAAGGGUAAGUAAAGUGACUUUCCCAUCUUUACAGAUCAUUCCAAAUGAAUCAGAAAGUAAUUCGAUGGAACCAACAAGUAAUUACGAUAUAUCUAUGUUUCAAUCUGCUGGUUUGCCAUAUGAACGUAGUAAUAUCAUUAGUAAUAAUAUUGUUAAAAGCGGUUCCCAAUCUAAUGGUAGAAGAAAAUCUAUCUUCAAUUUCUCGGAAAUUAAUAAAAAGUCUAAUAACAACAUCGGAAUCAUUGUAAAUUCUUCCAACUCUAAUGCUACGACAACUUCAAAUGGUCAACCUGUUUUAACAUUUAAUAACUUUAAUUUUAAUGGUACUAGUAAUCAUGUGAAUAGCAACAAUACUACCACUACUAACAUUGCUGCUGCCAACAAUAGUAAUACUAUGAAUUCAAAUAUCACAAGUGCUGGCGACUUGUUUCUACCAAAUAAACAGACUCUCUUUGCUAGUGAAAGAAGAUCUUCUUACAUUUCUGAUUCUUUGAUUCAUCAUAAUUAUGGUAACAAUAACAGCAUUAGUAAUUAUCAUAAUAUUGAUCCAAAUAUGGUUAACAACAGUGGACUAUUAAAUAAUUAUCACUUUAACAGUCAGAAUGAUUAUACCCAAAUGAUACCAAAUAGAAAUAAUUCUAAUCUUAUUCAAAAUAAUCCUAAUCUUAAUUAUUAUGACCAACUUAAUAAUAAUUCUAAUAGCAUUGCUACACUACAAAGAUCAAAUGAUAAUGGCUUAUUACCGCAGAGUGUUUGUCUACGGAGUCCUGCUACCUUAUUGAGCCAAAUGUUCAAUAAUACCAACAAUAUUAAUCCUUCUGAUACUAAACUACAUACUAAUGGGUACCCAUAUAGUAAAUUGUCCAAUAUGCCAUCACAGAAUGAGCGGUAUGUCACCACCAUACAACAAACCUAUAAUAAUAUCGGUAGUAUGAAUACUGAUUUUACUAAUCCAAUAAUGAAUAAUUAUAACAAUCAAAGAAGAAACACACAACCUGCUUUAUUUUCAAUGAAUGGAAAUAAGAAUACCAAUGGCAAUUCAAAAAAGAAUAAUCAAUAUGGUUAUUUGAAUUAUUUGAAUAAUACAAGAUACGUUAAUGCUUCUUCUACCAAUAACAAUAAUAACAUAACGACAAAUAGUAAUAAUAAUAUGAAUCACAACAACGAUAACAACAGUAAUAACCAAGAUAAUGGAUUAAUAUUAUUAAAUACAAGACAGUUAACAUCAUCUUCUGAGUUGCAAAAAAUAUACGAGGAAUGUGGUAAAAAUUAUUUUUCAAGUGAACAAGUCUAUAAUUUUGGUGAUUAUAUUAAAGGUUUAUUAAAUAUCGAUUCCAAUAACAAUGAUAAAAAUAAAGAUUCUGAAUAUAUGACUAUUAAAAAGUCAGUCUCAAAGUUUUUAUCAUUUUUAAAGAGCUGUAAUUUAAGUUAUAACUCACAAUCUGAUACCUUUAUAUCCAAAAGUAGUACAAACACUACUGCUAACAACAAUAAUAAUAAUGCUGUUUCGACCAAUGGUGGCAAAAGACUAUUCAAUGCAUCAAUUCAAAAUAAUACUAAUAGUAAUAAUAAUUCCACAUCCACUUACUUACAUUAUAAACCCUUAGUGUUAGUCUCUUUGAAGAAUGGUAAAUUAGAAUUAUUAUCAAUCCCAUCGAAUAGUAACUUACUUAUAAAACGUGGAGAUCUGAUCAUUAUCGAUGGUGACCGUGGUAAGGAUUUGGCAUUAGUAGUAGAACCAGUUAUAAAUUUAGAUAUGGCAUUAAUGAUAAAUUUUUUAAAGAAAAAAAUCCAUUUUGACUCGUUGAUUACAAAUCGAGAUCAACAUUAUCCUAAUAGUAAGUUUAUUAACGCUUUAGUCAAUGCUACACAGAGAUUAACUGAUGAAUUAGACCCUAAACUAUACGAUGUCAUUGAAUUAAUUCAAUUAGUAGUUCCAUCUAAACAGAUAGUCAGAUUUGCCACACCAUGGGAAGUCAGUUCCAAUUUACAUAAUAAAUUUCAAGAUGAAUUGAAAGCAUUACAUAUUGCACAACUAAAAUUAAAAUCAUUAAAUAAUCAUGACUCGCCAUCAUCAUCAUCUGCAACAAAUUCUAAUAAUGCCAAUAAUAGUACUGCUGUAGAAGCCAACAGCAACAGUACGAAAUUAAACAUUAAAAUACUUAAUGCUGAGUUCCAAUUUGAUAGAAAGAAAUUAACAUUUUAUUAUAUAUGUGAAGAACGUAAUGAUUUUAGAGAAUUAAUCAAAGAAUUAUUCAAGUUUUAUAAGACACGUAUCUGGUUAUGUGCUAUACCAAACAAUUUGAAUAUAGACAAAUUAUAUUGUGAUAAUCAACAACAUAAAUUAAAGAUGUAUCAGGAAAUGACGCCGCAUUACAUUAACGAUGAUUUGAGUGACACAAAUUUGCAACAAAAUGGAUCUAGUAGAUUCUUUGCAGCACCAGCAUUGAAUCAAUUGAAGUUGGAUGAUUUCCAAAUUGGCGUUUAUAAAGAAUUAGUGAAAGCUCUGUUCUCCUCUCCUUCUUCAUAA
This is a messenger RNA of Arxiozyma heterogenica, 2910 nucleotides long. Its product is annotated as PSP1 family protein. The record is from RefSeq and is a predicted model, not a curated record. NCBI's taxonomy places the organism in Eukaryota, Fungi, Ascomycota, Saccharomycetes, Saccharomycetales, Saccharomycetaceae. The transcript has a single exon. Gene Ontology annotation, cellular component: cytoplasm. Bases 1 to 2910 code for a protein of 969 amino acids.